AUGAAGAAACGGAUGCAGGUGGUGGUGUUGAAGCGAGACGACGAUCAAUUUCGGAGAAACUCAGGAAAUCCGGCGGCGGCGGUGCAUUACGGGGAGUGCCGGAAAAACCAGGCGGCGAACGUGGGAAGAUACGCGGUGGACGGCUGCGGCGAGUUCAUGGCGUGCGGGGAGGAGGGGACUUCCGGAGCGCUGACCUGCGCCGCCUGCGGCUGCCACCGGAAUUUCCACCGGCAGGAAGUGGUGGUUUGCGACAGCUCGCGCACGUGCGCGUCCUACCGAUGCACGUGA
Molecule: messenger RNA, 288 nt
Organism: Andrographis paniculata
Lineage: Eukaryota; Viridiplantae; Streptophyta; Magnoliopsida; Lamiales; Acanthaceae
Product: mini zinc finger protein 3-like
Exons: 1
Coding region: 1-288 (95 amino acids)
Biological process (GO): regulation of DNA-templated transcription; regulation of developmental process
Cellular component (GO): nucleus
Molecular function (GO): DNA-binding transcription factor activity; transcription cis-regulatory region binding
Source: RefSeq, a predicted model, not a curated record